Molecule: messenger RNA, 741 nt
Organism: Penicillium diatomitis
Lineage: Eukaryota; Fungi; Ascomycota; Eurotiomycetes; Eurotiales; Aspergillaceae
Gene: pup2
Product: proteasome core particle subunit alpha 5
Exons: 5
Coding region: 1-741 (246 amino acids)
Biological process (GO): proteasome-mediated ubiquitin-dependent protein catabolic process
Cellular component (GO): proteasome core complex, alpha-subunit complex; proteasome core complex; nucleus
Source: RefSeq, a predicted model, not a curated record
AUGUUCAUUGCACGCUCAGAAUAUGAUCGUGGUAUCAACACCUUCUCUCCCGAGGGUCGUUUGUUCCAGGUCGAAUACUCUCUCGAAGCUAUCAAGCUAGGCUCCACGGCGAUCGGUGUUGCCACCUCGGAGGGUGUCAUUCUUGGCGUCGAGAAGCGUGUCACAUCAACACUUUUGGAGGCCUCAUCUGUGGAAAAGAUCGUGGAAAUUGACCAGCACAUCGGCUGCGCCAUGUCUGGCCUGCAAGCUGACGCACGUAACCUAGUGGAGCACGCCCGUGUCGAGUGUCAAAAUCAUGCUUUCCACUACGCCGAACCUCUCCGCGUUGAGAGCACAACCCAGGCCAUCUGUGACCUGGCCCUUCGUUUUGGUGAGAGUGGUGAUGAUGAAGGCAGCGUGAUGAGUCGGCCGUUUGGCGUCGCCCUGCUGAUUGCCGGUUACGACGAGGACGGACCCCAGCUAUACCACGCUGAGCCUUCGGGUACUUUCUAUCGUUACGAUGCCAAAGCGAUCGGCUCGGGAAGUGAAGGUGCUCAGGCCGAACUCCAGAAUGAAUACCACAAGUCCUUGACGCUGGCCGAGGCUGAAUCAUUGGUUCUGAAGACAUUGAAGCAGGUGAUGGAAGAGAAGCUCGAUUCCAAGAACGUGCAAUUGGCGAGUGUCACAAAGGAGAAGGGCUUCCGCAUCUACAACGAUGAGGAGAUGGGCCGCGCCGUGGCACAACUGGGCGGAAACCAAUAG